UGUUGUCUAUCCAGUCUCGAGAAAUUUGGGAAGAAAGAAGGCAAUCCAAACCAAAAAUUCAUACAUAGAGUCGUAUCAUAAUUCGUAUAUACAAUCAUUUACAAAUACCCUCUCUUCUCUUCUCCCUCUCACUCUCUUUUUCAUUCUCCCUCCGCCUCCAAUAGCAAACCAAACAAACAAGCGCGAGUUCCAAUUUCUUGUUCUUGUUCUUGUUCUUCUACUAAAACCCUAACCGCCAUCGAUCCCUUCUAGAACCUUCGAUCCGUUACUGGGUUCGAUUCGGGCUCGUCAACGCUGGCGGGUCAAGUAAAUGUAGGAUCCGCCAAGUGUUGUUCAAGAUACCAGUGCUGCUACGCCGACCACCACCAUUUCCGCCGCCGCCGCCGCCAACAGUAGUGAAGUAUGCUGACCGUGCUGCGGGUGCACCUGCCUUCCGAUAUUCCCAUUGUUGGCUGCGAGCUCACGCCUUACGUUCUCAUUCGCCGCCCCGAUACCAACAUUAACAACGAUGAUGUUCCUGAAACCGCUCCCGUUGGUGGCCAUUUCUUGCGAUACAAGUGGUAUCGUGUACAUAGUGAUAAAAAGGUCGCUGUCUGUAGCAUACAUCCAUCUGAGCAGGCCACUCUGCAGUGCUUAGCUUGUACUAAGGCCAACAUACCUGUUUCCAAAAGUUACCAUUGCACCACCAAAUGUUUCUCAAAUGCAUGGCAGCAUCAUCGUGUCUUACAUGAACGUGCAGCAAAUGCUGCUAAUGAAAAUGGAAAUGAAGAGGAGGAAGUAUUUGGGCGCUUUAAUAGUUCUGGUUCAGGGGUAAUCAAUUCCAACUUGUCUGCCUCUGCUUUAAGUGCUAGCUUGACAAAUGGGUUUGCAGCACCUCUGUAUCCAGCAGCUGUCCCAAAAAGACUUGGUGGUGAAAGUUGGCAUGAAGUCGGACGAUCCAAGACUUAUAUCCCAACUGCUGAUGACAUUGGUCAUGUUCUUAAGUUUGAAUGUGCUGUAGUUGAUGCAGAGACAAAGUUGCCUGUUGGACAUGUGAACACUAUACUAACUUCGCAUGUCAUUCAUGCUCCCUCUCCCAUUCCACGGCGAAUGAUACGUGUUGAUGGCACGGGGCAUUUAGAUGCAAAUGGGCGUCAGUCAUCUUCAGGAACUUUUACUAUUCUGUCAUACAAUAUAUUGUCUGAAGCCUGUGCCUCAAAUGCUCUGUAUAAUUAUUGCCCUCCAUGGGCUCUUUCUUGGCCAUAUCGGAGGCAAAGUUUGUUACGAGAAAUUGUUGGUUACCGUGCAGAUAUUAUCUGUCUUCAGGAGGUUCAAAGCGACCAUUAUGAUGAGUAUUUUGCUCCUGAACUGGACAAACAUGGCUACAAUGGUCUUUUCAAGAGAAAAACAACUGAGGUAUCUAAUGGAAACACCAACACAAUUGAUGGUUGUGCGACAUUUUUCCGUAGAGACAGAUUCUCACAUGUGAAAAAAUAUGAGGUUGAAUUUAAUAAGGCUGCUCAGUCUUUAACAGAUGCUAUGGUUCCAACUGCUCAGAAGAAAAUUGCCUUGAGUCGGCUGGUUAAGGACAAUGUUGCACUAAUAGUGGUUCUAGAAGCAAAAGCUAACAAUCAGGGAGUUGAUAAUCCUGGGAAAAAACAGCUUUUUUGUGUGGCAAAUACACAUGUAAACGUACAACACGAUUUAAAAGAUGUCAAACUCUGGCAGGUGCACACUCUCUUGAAAGGAUUGGAGAAAAUAGCUGCAAGCGCAGAUAUCCCCAUGUUGGUUUGUGGAGAUUUUAAUUCAGUUCCAGGAAGUGCUCCUCAUGCACUUCUUGCAAUGGGGAAGGUAGAUCCGUCACAUCCUGAUUUAGCAGUUGACCCACUUAAUAUUUUACACCCUCACAGCAAGUUGGUUCAUCAGUUACCACUGGUCAGUGCAUACUCAUCUUUUGCAAGAACGGUUGGCCAUGGAUUUGAGCAGCAUAAAAGGAGACUGGAUGGUGGAACAAAUGAACCUUUAUUCACAAAUGUCACUAGAGAUUUUAUUGGCACUCUAGAUUACAUAUUUUACACAGCGGAUUCAUUGGUUGUGGAGUCAUUGUUAGAGUUAUUGGAUGAGGAGAGUUUGAGGAAGGACACUGCACUUCCCUCACCCGAAUGGCCCUCAGAUCAUAUAGCUCUUUUAGCUGAGUUUCGCUGCACUAGGAAUAAAUCUAGACGUUGACACUUGAAGGUCAGAUCUAGAAAACGUGAAGGUAAAGCUGGAAGAGGCAGUUGGUUGGUAAGUUCUUGAAAGAGGAGUGGAUCAAGGCUGUCUUUUCCUGGUAUCUCCGUGUGGGGAUCCUUGCAGUUAUCUGCUUUGUAUCAUGGCACCUCUUUAUCUCAGAAAAAUUAACGACUAUUAUGUCUUUAACACCCUCCCCCUGUUCCCCUACUCUCCGGGUUCUUUUUGUUCAAAAGGUGAUUUUUUUCCAGUAAACGACUAACUUCAUCCAUUAUAGUGGCUGCUGAACUAGGGGCUCUGAUAUCUAUAGUGAUAUUAUCCAAAUCAUAGUUUUUUUUUUUUAAUGUUUUUACUCUGUUAAUCAGAAACAUGACAUCAAAUUGGGAAUGACCUAAUUGAUAAUGAAGUAGGAGAAUUCUACCCAGAUACUGAGAUGAGUUACUCAAUGUGGGCAUGGAAUGUGAACUGUAUUAGCAGUAACAUAGGAAAAGAUGCUUACUAUUAGUGAUUGUAAAGAAGGGCAUGGGAAGUUCAAUUCUUGAUAUUUCCGCCAUCCCUUUCACAGAUAUUGAUAGCAAAUGAUCAUUCAACCCAUGUCCUUGAUAGAGAAUAAGUGACUUUUUUUCCAGUGUGAUAUGAGAUAAUGCAUAGAUUAUGGUUUUGCCGAA
This is a messenger RNA of Lotus japonicus, 2876 nucleotides long. RefSeq names its product carbon catabolite repressor protein 4 homolog 1-like. Gene Ontology annotation, molecular function: poly(A)-specific ribonuclease activity. Gene Ontology annotation, biological process: nuclear-transcribed mRNA poly(A) tail shortening. The record is from RefSeq and is a predicted model, not a curated record. NCBI's taxonomy places the organism in Eukaryota, Viridiplantae, Streptophyta, Magnoliopsida, Fabales, Fabaceae. Bases 403 to 2208 code for a protein of 601 amino acids. The transcript is spliced from 12 exons. Gene Ontology annotation, cellular component: CCR4-NOT complex; nucleus; cytoplasm.